Hydatigera taeniaeformis is the source of this 195-nucleotide messenger RNA. Lineage: Eukaryota; Metazoa; Platyhelminthes; Cestoda; Cyclophyllidea; Taeniidae. The record is from the annotation of a GenBank genome assembly.
AUGAAGGUUUCAGUCAGUAAUUGUGUUGCACCUCUGCACGUUGCUGUUGUGGAUGCUGUGCUAUCAGGAAUUGGCGAGGUUGCGCCUGAUGAGGUAGGUGAGGGCCUUACCUCGUCAGCUGUUGCUGCCACUGAGGCCUCGCGACAAGACGGGGUACGGGGUGGCGGGGAGGGCGAAGCGUCUAACGGGACGUGA